This is a messenger RNA of Tarenaya hassleriana, 2030 nucleotides long. Its product is annotated as pentatricopeptide repeat-containing protein At1g62720-like. The record is from RefSeq and is a predicted model, not a curated record. Lineage: Eukaryota; Viridiplantae; Streptophyta; Magnoliopsida; Brassicales; Cleomaceae. Bases 20 to 1630 code for a protein of 536 amino acids. Gene Ontology annotation, molecular function: protein binding. The transcript has 2 exons.
GUGUUCUGCGGCUUUCACGAUGUCGAGAAUCAUAGGAGCCAAAUCUGUUUCUUCGGAUAGUUUUGGCUCAAUCUCUUCGCCGUCUUCGCUCUUUCGAAUGAUCCGAGACGGCAUACAACAAAAAAGUCUGCAGUUUCCCUACGGAUUUGAAUUCGAGGUGAGGCGACUAUGCAAAUCGGGCGAAUUGAACCUUGAGGGUGCCCUUUUUUAUUUCGAUAAGCUUAUUGAGACAAGACCCAUCCCUUCGAUUGAUACUUUUAACCAUGUGUUGGGUUCUCUCUCGAAGCUCAGAGCGUAUUCGGAAGUGCUGUCCAUGUAUAAGAAGAUUAGGUACGAAGGCGUGAAUUCUGAUUUGUAUACAUCGAAUAUUGUGAUCAAUGCUUUUUGUCAUUUGAGGAAAAUAGAUUAUGGGAUUGGAGUUUUGGGUGAUAUCAUGAAGAGAGGUCUGGAAGCCAAUUCAGUGACGGUCGCUACUUUGGUGAAAGGUCUGUGUUCGGAAGGGAAAGUUUUUGACGCAGUUCAUUUGUUGGAUAAAAUGUCCGAGAGGGGGCUUCGUGGGGGUAGUCGUUGCGAGGCUAGUCUGCGUUGCUCUUACGGGAUGAUUAUCCAUUCACUUAUCAAGAUCUGUUCAGUGGAUAGAGCAAUGGUUGUAUAUCGGGGAAUGACAGAUAAUGGAGUUGCCCCUGAUGUAAUUGUUUUUGGUGACUUGAUUAAUGGAUUGAGUAGCUCGGGACGAUGGCAUGAGACACUCGAACUCUUUGAUGAGAUGGCUGCUCGAGGAAUCUCUCCGAAUCUAAUGAUUUACAAUUCCUUGAUUCGUAUAUACUGCAAACUAAGUUUGUGGGACGAAGUUGCAAAGAUGAUCCAGAAAAUGGAAAGAGAAGGUCUUUCACCGGAUCUCUGUACUAACAAUAUCUUUAUCGAUUGCUUGUGCAAAGAAAAGAAGGUGAAUGAAGCGAUUGAAGUGUUCGAAUCCAUGCUGGAUCAAGGCAUCGGGCCUGAUGUGUAUCUCUACAACUCGCUGUUGGCUGGUCUGUUUACGGUCAAAAGGUCAAACGAUGCUGCUGAGUUGUUUGAAUCAUUGAGGCAGGGAAACCUUCGGCCUGAUGUAGUUACAUACAACACAAUGAUCGUUGGCUAUUUCAAGAAUGGAGAAACUAAGAAAGCAUUGAAGCUACUAAGAGAGAUGAUUUGUGAAGGGUUGAAACCUGACGAGUUUACUUUUGCUGUCCUGCUUAAUAAUCUGAUAAAAAAUGGAAAACUGGAAGAAGCUCGGAAAUUUUUUGAUGAAAUUAUAGGUAUGGGUUUGGCGCCUAAUGUUGUAACAUACAACACAAUGCUCCAUGGACUCUGCAAAAGUAAGAAGCUAUCUGAAGCGAGAGAGUUGCUCAUUGAUAUGGAGGCAAAGGGUUGUCCUCCAGAUGCUAUUUCGUUUAACACGGUUAUUUGGGGUUUCCUUAAGGGUGAGAAGAUUGAAGAUGCAGUCCAGCUUCUUGAGAGCAUGCUUGAGAGGAACUUCUCUCCCUGUGAGGCUGUUCAGUCCAAGUUAGGUCGCAUUUUUGCAGAUUCUGAGGGUCGUAGAAUCCUUCAGCCACUUGCGGACACUUAUGGCAAGAAGAUCUUCGAGUAAAAUUAAUAUAAUCAGGUCUGGAAUAAAGACUAAAGAGAGGCUAACUCUUUUAGCGGCUGAUGACCCCGGAGUACAGAACAUAAAUCUGAUGGAGAGUCUCCGAGCGAGAGAUUCUACCCUAGUGCAGCUCUGCUGGUGGAGAAUUGUGUUGCUGCCUUCUCUGCUGCCUUCUUUUUCCCGGAGUUUCCUCGUUCUGAUUACUUGUCUUGUCUCAUUACUCUCUAAGCUUUGUUUUAGAUUUGGGCAGUGGAGUGGAGAAAGACCCUUGUCUCCAUUCACACCUUGCCAUGAGUUGCAGUCUUGAAUUCACCAUUCUCAUUGCAUAAUGUUUCUCCCUGUGCAAGACAUUUCUCUGCCUUAGUUCAUUUUAGUUUUGCUGACCCGCACAGCAGUAAAGUUA